UGGAGAGAUCAAGAGCGUCGAGGGUUGGUAUUCCUUUCCUUCCAGUUUCUCAGUUGCACGAUCCCGUGUGAGCUCUCACAGCAGCUUUCGUGGAGCUCGUCGAGGGCGGGGCAGCUCUCAGGCCCAGGCCCAAAUACCCCGCACUGAUCGUCGCGAGCUCCAUCACGCCACAUGGACCCAGUAGCUUCGUCUUCAUGCCCUGUCGCACAUCAUCCUUCUCUUGCACCAGUUGGGUAGCUACCUUAUCGAUGGAACCGCACAGCUAACUCCCUUUUAAUAGCUUCAAUCCCAGAGCCCCAGCGCGAGGCAUGGUCCAAGGCUCAAAUCAGCCCUUUCAAGAGCAAGGAGGAGUUCGAAAAGGAGGUUGUCCGCCAUGUCGAGACCACCCUGGCCCGCAGCAUGUUCAACUGCGAUGAGACGGCCGCUUACUCGGCCGCCAGCUUGGCCUUCCGUGACCGUCUGGUCAAGGAAUGGAACAAGACUCAGCAGCGCCAGACCACCGUCGACGGGAAGCGUAUCUACUACUUUUCUCUCGAGUUCCUCAUGGGUCGCGCCCUCGACAACGCCAUGUUGAACGUGGGCCUGAAGGACGUCGCCAAGGCUGGCCUUGACGACCUCGGUUUCCGCAUCGAGGACGUUAUUGAGCAGGAGCACGAUGCUGCACUCGGAAACGGCGGUCUUGGCCGAUUGGCUGCCUGUUUCCUUGACAGUCUGGCUUCCCUCAACUUCCCCGCCUGGGGCUACGGACUGAGGUACAGAUACGGUAUCUUCAAGCAGGAGAUCAUCGACGGGUACCAAGUCGAGGUCCCCGACUACUGGCUGGACUUCAACCCUUGGGAGUUCCCUCGCCACGAUGUUACCGUGGACAUCCAAUUCUUCGGUCACGUCCAGAAGUCGACAGACUCCAACGGGAAGACCGUCGCUAGCUGGGAGGGCGGCGAGACCGUUACCGCCGUGGCAUACGACGUGCCGAUUCCCGGAUAUGCGACAACCUCUACCAACAACCUGCGUCUGUGGUCCAGCAAGGCUGCUAGCGGCGAGUUUGAUUUUCAAAAGUUCAACAGCGGCGAUUACGAAAACUCAGUCGCCGACCAGCAGCGCGCCGAGACCAUCAGUGCUGUCUUGUAUCCCAACGACAACCUCGAGCGCGGAAAGGAGCUUCGCCUGAAACAACAAUACUUCUGGUGCGCCGCGUCUCUUUACGACAUCGUCCGUCGAUUCAAGAAGUCCAGACGUCCCUGGAGGGAGUUCCCCGACCAGGUGGCCAUUCAGCUGAACGACACUCAUCCCACUCUCGCCAUUGUCGAGCUCCAGCGCAUCCUCGUGGACCUCGAGAAGCUGGACUGGGACGAGGCGUGGAACAUCGUCACCGGCACGUUCGGCUACACCAACCACACAGUUCUUCCCGAGGCUUUGGAGAAGUGGCCCGUUGGAUUGGUCCAGCACCUACUUCCCAGGCACUUGCAGAUUAUUUACGACAUCAAUCUGUUCUUCCUCCAGAGCGUCGAGAAGAUGUUCCCCAACGACCGCGACAUCCUCGGCAGGGUCUCCAUCAUCGAGGAGUCGCAACCCAAGAUGGUUCGCAUGGCGUUUUUGGCCAUCGUCGGUUCCCACAAGGUCAACGGUGUGGCUGAGCUGCAUUCCGACCUCAUCAAGACCACCAUUUUCAAGGACUUUGUCAACAUUUACGGCCCCGACAAGUUCACCAACGUCACCAACGGCAUCACCCCGAGACGUUGGCUGCACCAGGCCAACCCCCGGCUGUCGGACCUCAUCGCGUCCAAGACGGGAGGUUACGAGUUCCUCAAGGACCUGACACAGCUCAACAAGCUCGAGCUCAGUGUUGACGACAAGGCGUUCCGUAAGGAAUGGGCCGAGAUCAAGUACGCCAACAAGAUCCGCCUAGCCAAGUACAUCAAGACAACGACCGGCGUCAGCGUCAACCCCGCGGCGCUCUUCGACGUUCAGGUCAAGCGGAUUCAUGAGUACAAGCGCCAGCAGAUGAACAUCUUUGGUGUCAUCCACCGGUACCUUACCCUCAAGGCCAUGUCGCCAGAGGAUCGCAAGAAGGUGGCGCCGCGCGUCUCCAUCUUUGGCGGAAAGGCGGCGCCCGGCUACUGGAUGGCCAAGCAAAUCAUUCACUUGGUCAACAAUGUCGGGUCCGUUGUCAACAAGGACGAGGACAUUGGCGACCUGCUCAAGGUCAUCUUCCUCGAGGACUACAACGUCAGCAAGGCCGAAAUGAUCAUUCCCGCUUCCGACCUGAGCGAGCACAUCUCCACCGCCGGUACUGAGGCUUCGGGUACCAGUAACAUGAAGUUUGUGCUCAACGGCGGCCUGAUUAUUGGCACGUGCGACGGCGCCAACAUCGAGAUCACUCGCGAGAUUGGCGAGAACAACAUCUUCCUCUUUGGCAACCUUGCCGAGGACGUUGAGGAUCUCCGUCAUGCCCACACCUACGGAACCCACUCCAUCGACGAGAAUCUUUGCAAGGUCUUCUCUGCGAUUGAGAGCGGUACGUUUGGCUCCGUGUCGGACUUCCAGGCGCUCAUCUCGGCCGUCCGUGACCAUGGCGACUACUACCUCGUCUCGGACGACUUCAACAGCUACAUUGAGACUCACAACCUUGUGGACGAGGCGUACAAGAACCAGGAAGAGUGGAUCACCAAGUCCAUCACCAGCGUGGCUCGCAUGGGAUUCUUCAGCAGUGACCGCUGCAUCAACGAGUAUGCCGAGGAGAUCUGGAACGUCGAGCCUCUCAAGGUGGAGGACUAGACUAGACUAGACCCGGGCGCUACGGAGACGAGAGGGGACAGACGGCUCAAAACGGCCUAGACAUCGACUGGCUGGCUAGGCGCGAACGGAACCGAGUCCUUACCUACCUACUGCACUUUAACACCUAGGACGGGCGCUGGACAAACGAACAGUGCUGGAUAAUAUUUUUCUUUGUAUACGCUAUGCGAGUAAUCCAAGACCGAGAUCCUACACA
Messenger RNA from Colletotrichum navitas, 2989 nucleotides. RefSeq names its product glycogen/starch/alpha-glucan phosphorylase. Gene Ontology annotation, biological process: glycogen catabolic process. Bases 400 to 2775 code for a protein of 791 amino acids. Gene Ontology annotation, cellular component: cytoplasm. The transcript has 5 exons. NCBI's taxonomy places the organism in Eukaryota, Fungi, Ascomycota, Sordariomycetes, Glomerellales, Glomerellaceae. The record is from RefSeq and is a predicted model, not a curated record. Gene Ontology annotation, molecular function: pyridoxal phosphate binding; glycogen phosphorylase activity.